Telopea speciosissima is the source of this 1939-nucleotide messenger RNA. RefSeq names its product protein LONG AFTER FAR-RED 3. The transcript has 15 exons. Lineage: Eukaryota; Viridiplantae; Streptophyta; Magnoliopsida; Proteales; Proteaceae. Gene Ontology annotation, molecular function: hydrolase activity, acting on carbon-nitrogen (but not peptide) bonds. The record is from RefSeq and is a predicted model, not a curated record. The coding region runs from base 10 to 1731 and encodes 573 amino acids.
AGGUGUUUCAUGGCCAUGAAUCUCCUUGUCUUGGUUUCUGGGUUUAUCGCUUUGGUACUGGCAAUCGUAUGGCUUCCAAUUUUGGACACCAAAUGGUGGUCUGCUGUGAAUUCCCCGGUGGUUGCGGAUUUGGUGGUGAAGAACGGGACAAUAUACACCAGUGAUUCCUCUCUCCCCUUUGCUGAAGCCAUGGCCAUUCGGCAUGGAAGGAUUCUUCGUGUUGGCAACUACUCCUCUCUUCAGGACUUUAUAUUUGAUGGGACUAAAGAAUUAGAUCUUAAGGGGAAGGUUGUGGUUCCAGGGUUCUUUGAUUCCCAUGUGCACAUGAUGUAUGGAGGAUUACAGAUGGCACGGGUAGUACUUCGAGGUGUGAAUAGCAAAGUUGAGUUCGUAAGAAAGGUCAAAGAAGCUGCAAGAGAUAAGCAUGAAGGGUGCUGGAUAUUAGGUGGUGGCUGGAACAAUGACCUUUGGGGAGGAGAGUUGCCAGCAGCGUCUUGGAUUGAUGAUGUCACACCUAAUAAUCCUGUUUGGUUGUCAAGAAUGGAUGGUCAUAUGGGCUUCGCCAAUUCCCUGGCCCUAAAGAUUGCUGAAAUUACUAAUUACACCGAAGAUCCAGUUGGUGGAACUGUCAUGAAAAACUCCAACGGCGAACCCACCGGUUUGCUGAUUGAUUCAGCAAUGCAGCUUCUAGUUCCCUUGAUUCCUGAGGAUUCAGUAGAAGAGAGGAGGGAUGCUAUGAUACGGGCAAGCAAAGUUGCUUUGAUGAAUGGAGUGACAACAGUUGUUGAUGUUGGGAGAUAUUUACCUGGUGCACCAGUAGAACCUCCUUGGGAAGAUUUUUCAGAUGUUUAUCAAUGGGCUGAUACUCGGGGAGAAAUGUUAAUCAGGGUUUGCUUAUUUUUCCCUUUGGAGACAUGGUCACGUUUACACAAUCUUAUCCAGAAGACAGGGCGGGCCUUAAGCCAAUGGAUUUACUUGGGUGGUGUUAAGGCUUUUGCUGAUGGGUCCUUGGGUUCCAAUUCUGCUCUUAUGUAUGAGCCUUUCGUGGAUGAACCCCUUAAUUAUGGUCUACAAGUAACAGAACUAGAUAUUCUAUCCAACAUGACAAUGGAAGCAGAUAAAUCAGGGCUUCAGGUUGCCAUUCAUGCCAUAGGAGAUAGAGCAAAUGACUUGAUACUAGAUUUGUAUGAUUCUGUGGCAUCUUCAAAUGGAAUGAAGGAUCGAAGAUUUAGGAUUGAGCAUGCGCAGCAAUUGUCUCCAGGUGCAGCAGCACGAUUUGGUAAACAGAGUAUCGUUGCUUCAGUGCAGCCAGAGCACCUGUUGGAUGAUGCUGAUUCUGCGGGAAAGAAACUGGGAGUUGAGAGGGCCCAAAGAGGAUCAUAUUUAUUUCAGUCUCUCUUGACUAGCAAUACACUCUUAGCAUUUGGUUCUGAUUGGCCUGUGGCAAACAUUAAUCCCUUGGGUGGGAUCAGGACUGCAAUGAAAAGAAUACCUCCUGGCUGGAAAGAUGCUUGGAUCCCAUCAGAAUGUGUUACAGUUACUGAUGCUUUAAAUGCGUACACCAUUUCAGCUGCUUAUGCUUGUUUCCUCGAUGAAGAGCUGGGAUCCUUAUCCACUGGAAAAUUGGCAGAUUUUGUCUUAUUGUCCAGUGUUUCAUGGGAUGACUUUGCCACAGAAGCAUCAGCAUCUGUUGAGGCAACUUAUGUUAGUGGUGUACAGGCUUAUCCGUGACACCAUUUUGGUGCAACCGUGCAUAUAUGGGAAGGACAGUUUGUAAAGAAAACACUCCUGUGCCAUAGGAAAAGGGAACAGGGGAUGGAGUGUUGAAAUUUGAGUCAAAUCUCUCAGUGCCUGCAGUAACCUGUGACAAAUGUGCACCAUAAAGUAUUGCUGGCUUAUAUGAAGAAAAUAAGCAUUUGUGGCAGGAUUGUACUUACAA